Molecule: messenger RNA, 1530 nt
Organism: Saprolegnia parasitica CBS 223.65
Lineage: Eukaryota; Oomycota; Saprolegniomycetes; Saprolegniales; Saprolegniaceae
Exons: 5
Coding region: 1-1530 (509 amino acids)
Molecular function (GO): S-adenosylmethionine-dependent methyltransferase activity
Source: RefSeq, a predicted model, not a curated record
AUGCGCGACUACGACGGCUACUACGGCUCGGACGCGGUCGCCAAAGGGUACCUGCCCUACUGCAACAUUGGUUUGCACGACAGUGACGCCAAGUUGAUGCACGACGUGCCUCAAGCGCACAAUGCGCACCUCUACCACGGCCUCCUCAAGCUGUCGCCGGUCGCGGACGCCAUCUCGCACCACACGCACCGUCUGCACGUGCUGGACGUGGGCUGCGGCACGGGCGCCGGCCUCCACGUGAUCCAAAAGACACUCGAGGCGUGGACGUCGUCGCCGAUAACGACUGUUGGCGUCGACAAGUGCGCGUCGGCCGUCAAGGCGCACAAGAAGCUCUACGGCGGCAAACCCAAAGUGCUCCAGUACGACGUCGAGGGCCGCAUGACUGCGUUUGCGCGCGCCAAGUUUGACCUCGUGACCGCCGUCCAGAGCCUCCAAGAGUGCACACCGUCUGCGCUCACCGAACUUUCGCGUGUUUUGAAGCCCCAGGGACUGCUUUUGGUCGCCGAUUUCGUCAACCCGCGCCAGCCCUUUGACUGUCUCCACGCGCUCCAGUCGCACGCCGACUUUCGCUUGCUCGAGCACCGCGACGUGUCGUUUAGCGCGACGAUCGCCGCCAAGAGUAGCUCGACCGGGCUGCGCGCGGUCUUGAACGAGUGCGUCAGUGACGCAGCCUUGCGCGCCGCGAUGGCAGAGAUGCUGACGCUCAAGAAGACGCCGCAAUAUGAGGACGUCCGGCUUGGCGCCCUGCAAUAUGGCCUUUUUUGUUUUGAAUAUGUCCCGUCGACGCCGGUGCCCGACGUGUUGCCGCCGGUCGACAACGCUUUGACCGACGACAGCAGUGACAACGACGACGACGACGAUGACGACGACGACAUUGAUGACAAGUGCAACCCGAGCUACUAUGACUACAGUGAGGUUUUUCCGCAGCUCGAGCUCCUUCGCAGCCACUAUGAGACGAUUCGCGACGAGGCGCUCAAGGCGCAAUUGGCCCACGAUUGGCCCAACUGGCCCGAAGACCACUACAUUGGCGAGGACGGCGAGUGGCGCGUCUUCCCGCUUUGCUACACGUUUCCGGCGUGGGACGCCUCGAAAACAACGUGGGUCCACGGCACGUGUGCGCAGUGCCCUGCGACCGUUGCGCUCCUCCAAGCGAUCCCGGGCAUCCGCACCGCGCUCUUCUCCAAGCUCGGGCCCGAGACGACACUGGGCGCCCACCGCGGCUGGGCAGACCUCGCCAACGACAUUUUGCGAUGCCACAUCGGGCUCGACGUUCCGACGUACGACGGCGACGACGCGACGUGCUGCAUCGUCGUCGACGGCGAGCCGCGGGCCCAAGCCAACGGCCGCGUCCUCGUCUUUGACGACAGCAAGCUCCAUUUCGCCUUCAACCGCCACCCGACCGCGGCCCGGUGCAUUCUUAUUGUCGACUUGUAUCGGCCGGCGCAUCUGCCACGUGGCAUGGCCCGUGGCGGCCACACGGACGAACUCGAUGCUUUCAUUGCCCAGUACAACGCCGCCAUGAACCCGUGA